Sinocyclocheilus rhinocerous is the source of this 7134-nucleotide messenger RNA. RefSeq names its product signal-induced proliferation-associated 1-like protein 2 (gene sipa1l2a). The transcript has 23 exons. Gene Ontology annotation, biological process: regulation of small GTPase mediated signal transduction. Gene Ontology annotation, molecular function: protein binding; GTPase activator activity. The record is from RefSeq and is a predicted model, not a curated record. Gene Ontology annotation, cellular component: cytoplasm. Lineage: Eukaryota; Metazoa; Chordata; Actinopteri; Cypriniformes; Cyprinidae. The coding region runs from base 1226 to 6217 and encodes 1663 amino acids.
GGACAGUAUUUAGACAGGAAGUGAAGUGGGAGAAAGAGAGGGGGCAGUGGCAGGAAAGGUCCGCAAGCUGGGACUCGAACUCGGGAUGCCCAAAGCGCAGUGGCGCUACAUGUCAGCACGAUGCCCACGAGGCUAUUGGCGCAGACUAAAUCCAACUGUAUUAUAAUGCAUCAAAUAAAAAUAAAAAAAUGUAAAUGUCAUUUUUUUAAUUUAAAAAUGUAUAUAUCUUUUUUUUUAUUUUUCAGGAAAAUUCACUGUUACUUUUCAGUGUAAAAAAACUAAAUAUUUUUAAAAAAAUGCUAAAACAAAAAUAUCAAUUAGAAAUAAAGACCCUCUUGUGAUAUAUGGCAUGACGGGCCAAAUCAAAGGUCAUCACAGGUCAAUUUAGGGCAUCUCUGCUCUCUGUAAAUCUUCCCUUGGUGCUCUUUUGUCAUUUUGGAGCACAACUGACCCAGUCCCCUUUUGUUACAUAAAAUGUGUAUCCAAUUCUUCUGGAGGGUCACUUUGUUGCAGGAUUUAGCUCCAUCACACCUGCCUAGAUGUUUUUAAUGACUUUAAACACUUUAAUUAAACUCAUUCAGGUGUGUUUAAUUAGGCUUGUACCAAAUCUCUGUAUGAAAGUGGCUCUCCAUGAACAGGAUUAGACAGAAUAUAGUUAAAAAAGUAAAGAACACAAGAAAACGGGAGCAUCAUGAGGUUUGAACAGCAACUUUGCCAAGAUGGCCGCCAACUGAACCGAUAUGCCUCUGAGGAUAGUUUGUGGACAUCAUGUCCCUUUCUGCUUCUGUGUGUCAAGUGAAAGUUACCAGGUUUACCAUCUUCAAGUGAUCGUGACAGAGUCCUGGAGAACUUAACAAGAUCGCUCUCCUCCAGCUGUCGUCCUAAAUUAGCUGAGCUCUGUGAAAAGAGAGCCGUUUCAACUGACCCCUUCUGCUCCUUGAAGCUCCAGCCGUCCGUGACACCCAAAUGCUGCCUGUCUUUCAUCAAACUGGUCACUCCUGGAGAAAAAUGGACUUGGAGUGAAGGGCGGCCCUUUAUGUGGGCUGACUCCCUCUAGGACGACUCUGAAACUAGUUGAGACUCAAAUGGGUGACCUAUGACAAUGUAACCAAUAAGGGGACUUGAUUUCUCGCUUUCUCAAGCAGCUGCAAGCAGGAUAUGAGCUUGAGCCGUGUGUAUCGACGAUAAAACGAACCUUUCAUCGCUUGAGGCCUCCUCUAACGUCAUGCAGUCAUCUGAGGAAUUGUUUAACAGGAAGCUGAAAGCGUUGAAUGGGAGUAUGGGACAUCCAGCGGGCAACACGCAGGGCAAGCUGGACGGGGGUGGCAAGACGAACGGGACACCUGCUAUGCCUAAAAUGGGGGUGCGGGCCAGGGUGACGGACUGGCCCCCAAAAAAGGAGGGUUGGGGUCCCAACUACGAGACCGUCAUCACGGCCUUUCAGAACGGACAGCCAGACCAAAGUGUGGAGAUCACAGAUUUGGGCGAAGCUCCUUUGGAGUCUGAUUAUUCGGAUACAAAAUAUUCCUUGAGUGACCUUUUGAGUCGAUCCCCUUUGAAGGGACUCCAUCCCAUUCGCCAACGGAGUAACAGUGACGUGACCAUCAGCGACAUUGAUGCGGAGGACAUAAUGGACCAGAACGCUGUUAACCCCAACACCGGCGCCUCGUUGCAUCGGGAGUAUGGCAGCACGUCUUCAAUUGACCGCCAGGGUCUUGGGAACGAUGGGUUCUUUACUAUGUUGCGAGGAUAUCGGAUUGACAACUUGGACCAUCGCAGCUCUCCGCCUGCCGGGUUCCCAGAGCUCCUUCGCUACGACACAACCCUCUCCCCAAGCUUGCAGACCGCUGCACAAAUAGCCCGCGGCGAGAUCAUCCACAUCUCCGGCUACGACUACGUGGACACCUCCCUCCUCUACAGCCGAGAAAGAGAGAAGUCCUUCAUGCGUCGUCUCAAGUCGGAAUCAUCUGAAACAUCGCUGUUCAAAAAACUGAGGACUAUUAAGAGCGAGAACGACGGUCUGCGGCUCUCCACCGAGCAAGACGACCGCCGGCCGCUCAGCUUCCAGAAGUGCUUCGCUCACUAUGACGUCCAGAGCGUCCUCUUUAACAUCAGUGAAGCGGUGGCCAAUCGCGUAACCCUCAGCCAGAGGAAGAACACCACCACUGGAGCUUCUGCCGCCUCCCAAUACCAAGUCCCAGGAAGUGGACAAGUGGCUGGGAAUACAACUGGACCUGCAUCCAUGUUUGAAUCGCCGCUCGGAAGUCGGGAAGACCUCAAUCCCAAGGAGAACCUGGAUGCGGAUGAGGGGGAUGGGAAGAGCAAUGGAUUGGUGCUGAGUUGCCCGCAUUUUCGCAAUGAGAUUGGUGGAGAAGGGGAGAGGAGGAUAUCUCUAUCCAGGGCCAACAACGCCACCUACAGCGUUGGAGGAGAAAACUGCUCGUUCGAGUCCUCCUUGAGCUCCCACUGUACUAAUGCUGGCGUGUCUGUACUGGAGGUGCCACGAGAAAGCCAGCCAAUCCACCGUGAAAAGGUCAAGCGGUACAUCAUCGAGCACAUCGACCUCGGAGCGUAUUAUUACCACAAAUUCUUCUAUGGGAGAGAGCACCAGAACUACUUCGGCGUGGAUGAGAACUUGGGUCCGGUGGCCAUUAGCGUACGGAGAGAAAAGCUGGAUGACGGGAAAGACAAGGAGGCAGCGCAGUAUAACUAUCGCAUUACCUUCAGGACGAGUCAGCUGAGUUUCCAGCACAAAGUGGGCGUCCUGUACUGUAAAGCGGGUCAGAGCACAGAGGAGGAGAUGUACAAUAACGAGAACGCCGGCCCGGCGCUGGACGAGUUCCUGCAUCUGCUCGGUCAGAGAGUCCGGCUGAAGGGCUUCACCAAGUACCGAGCUCAGCUGGACAACAAGACGGACUCCACCGGCUCUCACUCGCUCUACACCACUUAUAAAGAUUAUGAGCUGAUGUUCCACGUGUCCACGCUCCUGCCCUACACUCCCAACAACAGACAGCAGUUGCUCAGAAAGAGACACAUAGGAAAUGACAUCGUCACCAUCGUGUUUCAGGAGCCCGGUGCCUUGCCUUUCACACCCAAAAACAUCCGCUCCCAUUUCCAGCAUGUGUUUGUCAUCGUUAAAGUUCACAAUCCGUGCACUGACAACGUCUGCUACAGUGUUGCAGUAUCCAGAUCCAAAGACGUGCCUCCGUUCGGCCCUCCCAUUCCUAAAGGAGUGACCUUUCCCAAGUCGGCCGUCUUCAGGGACUUCCUGCUGGCCAAGGUGAUCAACGGGGAAAACGCGGCGCACAAAUCGGAGAAGUUCCGUGCCAUGGCGACCCGCACGCGGCAGGAGUACCUCAAGGACCUCGCGGAGAACUUUGUGAGCACGACGACGGUGGACACGGCGGUGAAGUUCAGCUUCAUCACGCUGGGGGCCAAGAAGAAGGAGCGGGUGAAGCCGCGGAAGGACGCCCAUCUCCAGAGCGUGGGCGCCGUCACAUGGAGCGUGGUGGCACGGGAUUUCGGCCAAUCUGCAGACUUGGAGUGCCUGCUGGGGAUUUCCAACGAGUUCAUCGUGCUGAUCGAGGAGGCGUCCAAGAACGUGAUUUUUAACUGCUCCUGUCGGGACGUCAUCGGCUGGUCGUCUGGCGUCAUGAGCAUCAAGAUCUUCUACGAACGAGGGGAGUGCGUGAUGUUUUCCGCGCAUGACAACUGUGGAGAAGACAUUCGAGAGAUCGUGCAAAGACUUGAGAUGGUGACGCGCGGCUGUGAGACCACAGAGAUGACCUUGCGCAGGAACGGUCUCGGUCAGCUCGGCUUCCACGUUAACUUCGAGGGCAUCGUGGCUGACGUGGAGCCGUUCGGAUACGCCUGGAAGGCCGGUUUGCGGCAGGGCAGCCGGCUGGUGGAGAUCUGUAAGGUGGCGGUGGCCACGCUGACCCACGAGCAGAUGAUCGACCUGCUGCGCACCUCCAUCUCCGUCAAGGUGGUCAUUAUCCAGCCGUAUGAGGACGGAGCUCCCAGAAGGGGAUGUUCAGAGCUCUACCGCAUCCCUAUGGUGGAGUAUAAGUUGGACAGUGAAGGAACGCCCUGCGAGUACAAGACGCCCUUCAAGAGAAACACCACCUGGCACCGUGUGCCCACCAGCGGCCAGCCUCUUCCCGAUCGCAUGCCGUGCCAGCAGAUCCUCCAGCACGCUCAGACCGCCAUCCCACGCAGCACCUCUUUCGACAGGAAGCUGCCGGAUGGACCCAGGAGCGUUCAGGAUGUUGAGAAGCCUCAGAUCUCGUCCUGCAGUCUGCUUCCGGGUCUGAUUGGAGACACUCCUGUGAAUCAGAUCAGUCACCUGACGCUGCUCUCUUGCCUCUCUGAUCCGCGGUUUGUUCAGAAUGUGUGUUUCUCUCGCUGCAGGAGCGUUCAGGAUGUUGAGAAGCCUCAGAUCUCGUCCUGCAGUAAAGGAGACGCGUCCCAACACUACCGCAGCUCACCCAGUAACCAGUCGUCCUCCAGCGACCCGGGACCCUGCGCAAGCGCCAGCUGGAACCAGCAGCCGGGAUACGACGGGUGUCAGUCUCCUGUGCUCCACGAGCGCUCGGCUGAAGCCCAGGGCAUGCUGGGAGACGGGGAGAUGCCGCGGGAAAGAGAGCCGACGCUGGAGAGGACACGCUCUGCAGAGGCGAAGUGGCACGUCCCUUCCACCAAGAUCCUCAAUUCCUUGAAGGAAAGAGGCAAGGAUGCACCAAACAAGUUGACGCGGCAGGGCGGCGAUAAGAACUCCAGCCACUCCAGCAGUAACACUCUGUCCAGCAACGGCUCCAGUAGUAACAGUGAUGAGAAGCACUUUGGCUCCGGGGACCUGAUGGAUCCAGAGAUGCUGGGUCUCACCUACAUUAAAGGAGCCUCCACAGACAGCGGCAUUGACACCGCGCCCUGUAGCAUGACCCCGGGGGUCGCCGGUGCGUCUGUUUCCCGCGUCAUGCUCCAGGGCCCCGGGGCAUCUGAUCCGGGACACCCGUGGACACCGGAGCUGACAGAAGAAGGGUCCACGGAGGAGGACCACGGCAGGUUGUACCUUCCCCAGAGCUACGCCGCGGCUCUGGCCGCCGGACAUGCGCCCGUGGAUGGGAGUAUGGGAGACCUGAGCGAGAACUCAUCUCAUUCUAGUGGCUCCCACCACUCCGGCAGCCCCUUACCCCACAGCUUCAAGCACAUGUCCUCUCCAGAACCUUCCAGAACCCAGGCAGUCCCCCACAGUAGCCAGGAGCCAGGGCCCAGCACUGAUGCGCACACACAAAGCCGUAGGAGGUCCGAUGACAAACCGAUCCCGGACGAGCCCCCGAUUCAGUCCGAGUGUGGGCAGCUGUACGCCGCAGAGCCGUCCUGUGGGCUGCAGGACAGAGGACGGGACAAGCUGAAGCCCAACAUGUCUAAAGAGGAGUACAUGAAGAUGAUGCUGCCUGAAAGCCCUCCUGGAGAGAGCGGCCACAGGAAGGCGUCUGCGGCAGGCAGCCUGUCCCCGCGGCGGUCGCUGUAUCGGACUCUCUCGGACGAGAGCGUGUGCAGUAACAGGAAGGGCUCGUCCUAUGCCAGCUCACGGAGCUCAAUGCUGGAUCAAGCCCUGCCCAACGACAUCCUGUUCAGCAGCACUCCACCCUACCACUGCACCCUACCGCCCCGCAUCAGCCUCAGCCAGCCCGCAUCCAACCUCAAGAGCUCAGACAGAGAGAGAGAGAGGCACAUUUACCUCCAGUGUUUUCCCUCACAUCAUUCUCAGAGCCAGUUCUUUUUUAAAUAUGUGCAUUUAUGUAUAUAUUCAUUAAAAAUGUGCCUGGACUGGUCUCACCUCGUCGACGCCGCCAGAGCCUUUGAAGACCAGCGCGUGGCCUCGUUCUGCACCAUGACGGACAUGCAGAGAGCCGAAGCGCUGCAGAUCUCGCGUGAGCUCACCAGACGCGUGGCAGCCGCUGAGGGAGCCGCACUGGAGGCCGGUGAUACGUCUCCAGCCACGCUGACGGGUAAAGUCAAUCAGCUGGAGGUCAUCCUGAGACAGCUGCAGUACGACUUGAAGAAGGAAAAGGAAGACAAGGCGAUCCUGCAGGUGGAGGUGCAGCACCUGCGGCAGGACAACAUGCGUCUGCAGGAGGAGAGCCAAACAGCUGCCGCACAGCUCAGGAAGUUCACCCAGUGGUUCUUCCACACCAUCGACAAGAAGCCUUGAUGGAGACCACUGAAGACUUUCAGGACUGCACGCCAUUGACCUACACUAGCAAAGCCCGAUUCCUACUGCAGUUCAAUCAGAUGCAGAAUGUAAGUAUAUUCUGGACUGAAGAAGAGUGUAGAUGAGCAGCGAAGACACACGGAGGCAGGUUUAGCACGGAGAAUGUACUCAAUUAGCAACUAAACUAUGUUUCUGGAGGUGGAUCAUGAAUGUAACACAUCAAGACUUGUCGAGACGUUUCAUUUUCUGCCUCCGUUAUUGAAAGGUGCAAUCAAACGUUGAAGUUCAGCGGGUCAACGGUACCUUUUGAAUCAUUUCUGUCCACAAUCAUCAAGUUCUGGCAAUAAGAGUCAUGGAUUUGCCAAGCAAACACAAUGCGAAUAGUUCGUGAAGCUGUAAAUGUUGAGAUUGUGCCUCAAAGAAAAGCCGAAAUGAAGCAGGUGUGUGCAUAACGUGGCUUUCCUCUCCUGCCUCGUCUCGAAUCCACAGUCACAUGCCAAAACUCUGUGUCCAUGUCUGUACAGAACCUCCAAUCAAGUGUCUUGUGUUUAACACUGUUAUUUAAGCUUCUUUCACCUAAAUUAGUUUAUUUUAUUAAAAUGAGCGGCUUCUGGAGGAACGGCUGUGAGAAGGCCAUACUGUGACGGUUUUGCCAGGACUGUGUCCGAUACAUAGAUAUAUUGAGGAUUUGUCUUUUUUUCCCUCAUUCCAACAUUUGGAUGCUGCUAGAUAACAUUAUGUUGGUUUCUAUGCUUUUACAAAUGUGUUUCUCUGUAAAUUUCAUGUAAAAUGGGACAUUGGUUGCUUUUUUUUUUUUUAUAAAUGUAGUAUGUAAAAUAAAUCUGAUGUGUCAUCUUAAUAUUUCAGGUCCUAGGAAAAAAGAUUUAUGUGUUUAUAAGUGUGUGUGUGUGUGUGUG